AUGUGUCUAUUGGAAGCCAAAAAGGUGGAAUAUUCUGUCUCUAGAGAUGCGAUCAGCUCUCUUCCAGAUGAGAUACUUGCUAAGAUAUUGUCUGAUCUUCCCACAAAACUAGCUGUUUCCACGUCUGUCCUCUCCAAAAGAUGGAGGAAUCUGUCUCCACUGAUGACUCAUCUCUUUGCUUCUCAACAUCAUUUCUAUUUAGACGACUCUGAUUUACUUUUUCCUGAGGUAAAUAUUGGUAAUACACAAUCAUAUCCGUUUAUAUUGAGGAAGAGAGAGUUGCUACAGAGGUUCAGAGAUUUCGUGGGAAAAACACUUUCCGGUUGCAAUUCCAUAAAGAAACUCUCGCUGAAAUGUCAAGAAGGUUUAAUCACUUUCCCUCUUGCCGACAAAUGGAUACGCAUUGCCUUGGACAUAGGUCUCGUGGAUCUUGAUCUGCGUCUAACAACGAGAGGGCGUAGAGAGGCAGCAUAUUUGCCUAAGAGUAUUGUCUUCAGAAACAAGACGCUGGUUAAGCUAACUUUAGGAAUAGAGAUUGGUAGUCUUCGAAUAAAUAUUUAUUUUGAAGUGUCUCUUCCAGUGCUAAAGAGUCUCUUCUUGCAUGGAGCUUGCUUUAGAUGCGAGCACCUGUGCGCUCUGAUGCUUCCUGCUUGUCCUGUACUUGAGGAAUUAUCCUUAGAGUAUUACUUUUGCGCUUUCCAAAGAUAUACAACAAACUUAGAUAUAUCCCACAAAACCCUCAAGAGACUCACAGUUCACUACAACAGCAGUAUGAAAUUCUCUGCUUUCACUAAACUCGACACACCGAGUCUUGUUUACUUUGAUUUUUCUGGUCACGCUCCUGUGCAAAAUUGUUCAACUGCCAAUUUCUUGGAUUCCCUUGUCGAAGCCAAACUAGAUGUUGAUGAGCCAGAGAUCCAGAGGCAAAGUGGAGAUCAUCUAUCUACGAUCAUCUAUUGGGUGAGGAACGUUAAGAGCCUUACCCUGUCUUCUACUACUGUUAAGGAAAUGUAUAGAAGCGGUAUGGUAGUACCUUCCUUUGUAAUAAGUCUUGUUAAGCUUUCUAUAGAGAGUGAUACAAAACAAGGUUGGCAAGUGCUUCCGAGUCUGCUCAACAAAUCUCCACAACUUCAAACUUUGGUCCUCAAGGGCUUGCACUCUAUAAACAAUGAGGGAGUCGACAUUGAUCCAAGCAAAGUGAAGGUGUUGGAGAUAUAUGGGUUUAGAGGAAGUGUUGGAGAAUUUAGACAAUGCAAGCGCUUUUUAUGUCAAAUGCAGCUUCUUCAAGUCAUGAAAGUGGAAAUCGAUGCUGAUGAUGAUAUCAAGAAACUCCAACUCAUCAGUGACCUUCUUGCUCUUCCUCCUAAGGGUUUCUCUAAAUGCAAAUUCAAGUUCUUGUGA
Molecule: messenger RNA, 1401 nt
Organism: Microthlaspi erraticum
Lineage: Eukaryota; Viridiplantae; Streptophyta; Magnoliopsida; Brassicales; Brassicaceae
Source: the annotation of a GenBank genome assembly